Molecule: messenger RNA, 1652 nt
Organism: Triplophysa dalaica
Lineage: Eukaryota; Metazoa; Chordata; Actinopteri; Cypriniformes; Nemacheilidae
Gene: nkap
Product: NFKB activating protein
Exons: 8
Coding region: 316-1437 (373 amino acids)
Biological process (GO): regulation of gene expression
Cellular component (GO): nucleus
Molecular function (GO): chromatin binding
Source: RefSeq, a predicted model, not a curated record
GUGGUUACAAUAGAAGAACUCAACGCGAGGGAUGCGUAAACACACUAGUGCAACUUUUUCUUAGGGCACUCGUUCAAUGUGUCUUUUAACUUUGUGGUGAAUCUCAGCACAACCGUAAGUAAAUGUAGUUUAAAUUAAUGUUAAAUAUUUUACUUUAAACUGAUAAAGUUUAAAUGCAUAGCUCGCUAGGUUACAUUAGCUUUGCGUGCUCUCACUGAACUGCGACAUGACCCAUAAAAUGUAAUUAACAAACGGUUUUGAGAUCUACAACAAAGGAAAACUGUUUUAAAUUAUUAAGUGAGCCAUUCAAUAAUAAUGCCCGAACUUGAGGUAAAAUACCCGGACCCUGUGAGUCCGAAAAGACGCUUCCACAGUCGCUCGCGCAGCCGCUCACCGAACCGAGAUCUGAGAAACUCCAAAUACGAGGAUGACCACAAACCCCGGUACACAGAUAGAGAGAAUAAUCGAAACCGGUUUCGAAUGGCGACUUCUCGCAGUCGGUCGAGGUCCAGAGAACGAGAUCGACAACAUUGGUCCGAUCAGAGGGACAAAGAUUACGGCCCUGGAUCAAGAUCCGAGUACUAUGACAAGAGAGAUGAUGCUCAACGACAGAGACAAGACACCUUCAUCGCGAGACGCCUGCAAGAACGUGAGAGAAUUGGUGAACUGGGAUGUCCAGAGGUCUGGGGUUAUUCACCGCGAGUCAGAGAACCUGACUCAGAUGAGCACACUCCUGUAGAAGAGGAUGUGAAAAACAGCAGCUCGGAGUCAAGUUCAGAGGAGGACAAAAAAAAGAAGAAAAAGAAAAAGAAGAAAUCCAAAAAGAAGAAGAACAGGAAGCACUCGAAGGACAGUGAGUCGGGGAGUGAUUCUGAAGAGGAGAUGAAAAAGAAGAAAAAAAAGAAGAAAAGUAAAAAGAAGAAGUCAAAGAAAAAGAAGGAAAAGAAGAAUCACAAGGAAUCCAGUUGCUCAAACAGUGACCAGUCAGAGGCAGAAGCAGAGGAAGAGGAUGUAAAUGAAAUCUCAUGGGUGGAGAAAACUGGUGUUGGGGAACAUGUUGUUGGACCCGAAGCACCUCUCACAGCCCUAUCCCAAGAUGAUAAACCUCUUGAUUUUGGACACGCUUUGCUACCAGGUGAAGGUGCAGCCAUGGCUGAGUUUGUGAAAGCUGGAAAACGUAUUCCAAGAAGAGGUGAAAUCGGUCUGACUAGCAAUGAAAUUUCAGAGUUUGAGAAGUCUGGAUAUGUCAUGAGUGGAAGCAGACAUCGACGUAUGGAGGCUGUGCGUCUGAGAAAAGAAAACCAGAUCUACAGUGCCGAUGAGAAGAGAGCACUUGCAUCGUUUAACCAGGAAGAGAGGAGAAAGAGAGAGAGUAAAAUCCUUUCCAGCUUCAGGGAAAUGGUGUACAGAAAGACUAAAGGAAAAGAUGAGAAGUAACUGUCCUCUUGUUAUUUCUCUUUGCUUGUUUUUUUUUUUUUUAAGAGGUAAAAAACAUAGAUUUGUUUUAAACAUUGGUUUUACCAGCUUGAUGCUGGAUUAAGAAAUUUGUUAUGUACAUUAUUUUUACGAAUAAAUUCUGAUCAGUGGAAUAUUUUUCACUGCAGUACUUGCAAUGUGUGUAUUCCAUCAUAAUAAAAUUGUCAUGUGAAACA